Messenger RNA from Thlaspi arvense, 2680 nucleotides. NCBI's taxonomy places the organism in Eukaryota, Viridiplantae, Streptophyta, Magnoliopsida, Brassicales, Brassicaceae. The record is from the annotation of a GenBank genome assembly.
CAAAAUUGUUGUAUCCGUCGUUUUUAAUUGGCUAAAGAUAAACUUAAGAAAAAUAUCACAUUCUUCCAAAUAUCCCCGAGUUAGCUAUGGAGUCGUUGCAUCGAGUAGAAACUCUAAUCUCGGGCCUCCAUCAUCACCAUCGUACUAACGCCAACAGGAAUAGAGUAUCCAAAUCUGUCAAGUUCUCGAACUUGGGGAAUCAUGAAAACCCUAGAAAGUGCCAGUGUUUUGAUCUCUACGACCAAUUGGUUCCAUACAAGAAAGCUUGGUCAUGGCAGAAAAGCAUCGUCAAGGAGAAAAAGGCAUUGAUUGAUAGAAACCAAGACUGCCCAGACACUUUGAUUCUCUUACAGCACUCUCCUGUUUACACACUGGGAACUGGCAGUUCAGAGGAUUAUCUCAACUUCGACAUAAAGAAUGCUCCUUUCGAUGUGUAUCGAACUGAACGUGGUGGCGAAGUCACUUAUCAUGGCCCUGGUCAGCUAGUUAUGUACCCUAUAAUCAACCUUCGAAAUCACGAGAUGGAUCUUCAUUGGUACCUCAGGACGCUUGAAGAGAUUGUCAUCCGUGUGCUUUCCUCAAGUUUCUCCAUCAAAGCUUCCCGUCUUGAUGGUUUAACUGGAGUUUGGGUCGGCAACCAAAAAGUCGCGGCCAUAGGUAUUCGUGUGUCGAAAUGGAUAACAUAUCAUGGUUUGGCUCUUAAUGUCGCAACAGAUCUAACACCCUUCAACUCGAUAGUUCCAUGUGGGAUUAGAGACCGACAAGUCGGAAGCAUAAAAGGCUUGCUUGAGAAUGGAGAGCACGAAAAUGUGGAUGAAUUGAGAUUAAUAGAUAUAGCUCACGAGUCUUUACUUAAGGAAUUCUCUGAAGCUUUCCAGCUUCAAAUCGAAAAGCAGACAGUUUCAGAUCCUGAUAUUUAGAAAGCUGAGCCUUUCAAACGAUUGGAAUGACAAAAUCCUUGCAAUCUCUAUCACUUUCUUAUGUUUGUGUGAGAUUGGUCUCUCUACUUCUCUUUUGCACACUGUCAGGAUUUGUGAGAUGGCUUGAAAAGAAGAGUCUUCGAAUGGAGGAUGCAUGAAACCUAAGGCAAGGAAACUGCUCACAAAAGGUGUUUGUUAGUAAAAUGACUGAUACAUGGAGGAUGGCAGGAGUUUACAAAAGACCGAAUUACAAAACCGAGUUUACAAAAGUUUGCUGAUGGAGGUCCAUGUGCUAUGUAUGACGAUCAUCAAUGGUCCCUUUGUGGUCCAUAUAGGUGAUAGUAGAAGAAUCUUCAGCUUUUGUUUUGCUCUUUCCAAUUUCUGCAGUUUAAAUCGUUUUUUCCAAUUCAAUGUUGUCAGGCUUGGUUCCUCGGAUCACAGGAAGACAAGAAGUGGCUCAGGUUCCAGGAAAUGCUUUGAAGUUGAGGCAUUCUUCUUAAUGCUCUCACAGGACUUUGAUCAAAUGUUUCCAUCGAAAGAUCUCGGUCGACAUUAAUGCUUUCACGGAUUUUCUGGCUAACACAUAAUAGAAAACUGAAAGUUUAGCUAGCUUGGAUUGAUCAGAUAAUAUCUUCAGAAACCUCGGGGGUUCUUACGCGUGUCUCAAGUUCGAAAAAGAAACGGACAUUUGACCCGUAACAACCUUCGAUCCCCGCAGAUGGAACUCUCGAGGACUCUACUAUGCUGGCAGAACCGCAGUUUCUUCGUUGCCACGUGCUGUUGACAAACAUAGUUCAACACUAAGUUUCCAAUAUCUACAGUGUCUAUACUCUGUGCAUAAAACUGUUAGACACUAAUCUGGAAAAACUGCUUCUUUUAUGGAAACGAUGCGACCCUCUACUCCUAAAUCUCCUUUUCUUAGCUCCUCACUUGAAGAAGAAGCUCAUGAAGAUCGAAGAUUUAAAUGCUACAGGGGUGUUCGAAAGCGGGCGUGGGGAAAGUGGGUGUCUGAAAUCAGAGUUCCAAAGACUGGAAGACGAAUAUGGCUAGGUUCAUAUGAUGCUCCAGAGAAGGCAGCUCGAGCGUAUGAUGCUGCUUUGUUCUGCAUCAGGGGUGAGAGGGGAGUUUUCAAUUUUCCAACUGACAAAAAGCCGCAGCUGCCAGAAGGUUCUGUCCGGCCUCUGUCCAAGCAUGACAUACAGACAAUAGCAACAAACUAUGCUUCAGCAGUUGUGUCUGUGCCUUCCCCUACCACCACGAUUCCGGCAACAGCUCAAGUUCCCUCUCAGGGUCCUACUUCCCCUGAUGCAUCUGUUUCUAAUGAGAUUAUAGAGAUGGCGAGUGAACUUUAUCUCCCAGUCGACGCAACUGCAGAAUCAAUAUUAUCAGUAGAAGACUUACAGCUGGACAAUUUCCUCAUGAUGGACAUCGACUGGAUAAACAAUCUUGUCUGAUCAUGCGUAACGCAGCUUGCUUGUUUACUUUUAGCUUUAAUAUGGGUUUAACUACUAGUUACCUGUGUCCCUUUAGCUGCUUAUUGUGAGGGUAUACUUGCAUCCUUGUCUUUGAACUUGUUUUAUUUAGCAUGCAGUUCGUUGUUCUUGUUAUGUAUGUGUGUGCUCCUUUUUUGUUCUCUACUGGACUUCAUGAGAUGUUGUACAUGAAUGAAAUGAUUAGGAGUUGGCGUCUAACCUAAAUCUUCUGUUGCAUGUUUGAGACUUCUGUUUUAAAUAAUCGUUCCCACAUGAUUUUCCAACACU